This is a messenger RNA of Labrus bergylta (ballan wrasse), 6358 nucleotides long. NCBI's taxonomy places the organism in Eukaryota, Metazoa, Chordata, Actinopteri, Labriformes, Labridae. The record is from RefSeq and is a predicted model, not a curated record.
AUGAUUUUCAACGUGAACGACAACGUCCCUUUCUUCCUGUCGUCACCUACGACCACUUCCCGGGGGCGGAAAUCGGCACCUCAGUCGCUCAGGUGUCGGCAACGGACCUGGACUCCGGUCUGCAUGGCAAGACGAGACGGCGGACUCUCAGUUCUUCAGUAUCGACUCGCGCAGUGUCUCGACCCGAGCGUCCUUCGACCCGAGCAGAAAGCGUCCUACCUGAUCGAGGUCCAAUCGCAGACGGCUCCGAGUCCUCCAGACCGGGUCAGCAGGGGCAGCCCAACACCGACACGGCCUACGUCAGGAUCUUCAUCACGGACGUUAACGACAACGCGCCGGCGUUCCCCCCAGCCGUCUACGAGCGUGGAGGAAGACAAGGAGGUUGGCUACUUCCUCAUCACGGUCACCGCCAACGACGAGGACGAAGGUGCCAACGCUAAGCUGCGUUACCAGAUCACCUCGGGGAACGCCAUGGGCACCUUCGACGUGGAGCCCGAGGUGGGCACCAUCUUCGUGGCUCAGCCGCUCGACUACGAGAUGGAGCAACGCUACGAGCUGCGGCUGGUCGCCUCCGACGGGAAGUGGGAGAACGAGACGCUGGUGGUGGUCCAGGUGGGCAACCGCAACGACGAGGCGCCCGUCUUCAGCCAGACCGAGUACCACGCCGCCGUGACGGAGGAGCUCACACAGCUUCCUGUCUUCAUGCUCGAGGUUUCGGCCACAGAUCCCGACCAGGAGGCCGACCAGACCGCUCUACGAUACUCCCUCCACGGCCAGGGCGCUGGCGGCGAGUUCACCAUCGACGAACGCACCGGGAGAAUCUACUCCCAAAGACGCCUGGACCGAGAGGAGAGGGCGGCGUGGAGGUUCCUCGUGCUGGCUACGGACGAAGGCGGGGCGGGACUCACGGGAUUCGCCGACGUCCUCUUGGAGGUCAAAGAUGUCAACGACAACGCGCCCUUCUUCCCGUGUCCGGCGCUGGAAAUAGACGGAUGUUUCGUCGGCCAAGUGCCCGAAAACUCUCCCGCCGACACCUCCGUGAUGGAGAUGCGAGCCAUGGACCUGGACGACCCCAACGAGGGCAAGAACGCCAUGCUGACCUACAGCAUCAUCAGGAACGUGCGCAACGAGAUCAACCUCAACCUGUUCUCCAUCAACGCCAGCACGGGGACCAUCUACACGGUGCUGCGCUCGCUGGACCGCGAGGCCGAGGAGCGGUACCUGGUCGUGGUGGAGGCCAGGGACGGAGGGGGUUUGGCGGGAACGGGGACGGCCACCAUCUUGAUUUCUGAUGUCAACGAUCACCCGCCGGUCUUCACUCAAAGACUCUACAGCGCUCAGGUGACCGAGGACAUGGAGGUGAACAGCGAGGUCCUCGUGGUUUCCGCCACGGACGGAGACGAGGGCGAGAACGCCGUGGUCACCUUCAGCAUCGUCGGCGGCGACGAGGACAGGAAGUUCUUCGUGGAGACGGACAAAGCGAACCGACGCGGCGUUGUGAAACUCAAGAAGAGGGUCGACUUCGAGAAGCCCCAGGAGAGAACCUUCAACCUGACCCUGAAGGCGGAGGACGCCGACUUCUUCGGCCUCGCUCACUGCCUCGUCCAGGUGGAGGACGCCAAUGACCACGCCCCCGUGUUCCUCCCGCAGUUCUAUGAGUCGCCCGCCAUGUCUGAAGACGUUCCCGUGGGGACGAUCGUUGCCCAGGUAACGGCGUCGGAUCUGGACUCGGGCCAAAACGGACGCUUCUCUUACAGCGUUGCCAAAGAGUCGGACCCCUACGGUCAGUUUCUGGUGGACCAGUCGGGCUGGGUGGUCGUGGCAGACGCUCUGGACCGGGAGAAGAUCUCGCAGCACAGGAUCGUGGUCCUCGCCUCAGACAGCGGGAGUCCGUCUUUGACCGGUUCUGCCAUCGUCAUGGUAACUGUGCUCGACAUCAAUGACAACGGGCCGGAGUUCGAGGCCCCCUACAGGCCCGUCGUCUGGGAGAACAUGGCGGCACCUCAAGCGGUUCAAAUGAACGACACCUCCACGCUCCUGCAUGCCACCGACCGGGACACCUCCGCCAACGGGGGGCCCUUCUCCAUACGACUCCUCAUGCUCACCUCGGACGCCACCAACUUCAAUCUGACCGAUUUUCGGAACGGGAGCGCCGCCGUCACCGCCCUCCGGACCUUCGACCGCGAGCGUCAGAAGGAGUACCUCCUCCCGAUCCUCAUGAUCGACAGCGGCUCUCCUCCAAUGAGCUCCACCAGCACGCUGACCGUCGUCAUCGGCGACAGGAACGACCACCCUCACUCACCGGGACACACCGGCUUCGUCGUCUACAGUUAUGAAGGUAUCCUCCCGACGACGCUGCUCGGACGAGUUCAAUCCCCCGACCUUGAUGACUGGAGCGAGAAGGUGUACCGCUUCGAAGGCAAACCAUCCAGGUUGUUCAGUCUGAAUCAGAGCUCUGGUCAGCUCAGUAUCAGAGAGGGGACUCCUCCCGGCUCGUAUCACCUGCAGGUCCGAGUGUCUGACCUCACCUGGCCUGACGUCACCUCCACGGCUCAGGUGGAGGUCAGGGAGCUGCAGCAGGACGCCCUGCAGAACGCCGCGUCCAUCCGCAUCAGCAAUCUGACACUGGACGACUUCUUCAGGAGCGUUGGCGGUGAGGAGAGUCGGUUCGUGCGUCUGGGUCUGGUGUUGGCUGAACUCCUGCAGACUUCACCUGAAAACGUCCACGUCUUCUCCGUGGGUAGCCGGCGUUCGGGAGAGAAAGAGUUAAACGUGUGGUUCGCUGCUCACGGCUCGCCAUACUACAAGGCGGAGAAGCUGCACGGCUACAUCGCAGCAAACAAAGCCAAGGUGGAGGCGGUGGUGGGCGUGUCCAUCUCUCAGGUGGGCGUUGACGACUGUCCGCACACGGACUGCGCUCAGUCUGGAGGCUGCAGCACAGAGGUGACCUUCAGCCAGGCCCCGAAGGCGCUGAGCAGCGGGAACACGUCUCUGGUGUCGCUGUCGGCCAAAACCAAGGCUCUCUGCGGCUGCCGGGGACGAGAGGCCAUCCACCUGCCCUGCUCCGUCUACCCCACCAACCCCUGCCUCAACGGGGGCACCUGCCAGGACGGACCGCUAGGAUACAGGUGUAAGUGUCCUCCCAUGUUCGACGGGCCCGAGUGUCAGCAGACCAAACACAGCUUCGGCGGUCAGGGCUACGCCUGGUUCCCUCCCAUCAUGCCUUGCUUCCAGAGCCACAUCUCCCUGGAGUUCCUGGCGGAGUCACCGAACGGGCUGCUGCUGUACGACGGGCCGCUCGGCCCCGCCCACUCCGGGGAGCAGGAGGACUUCAUCGCAGUCGAGUUGAGAAACGGCGUUCCAGCUCUGAGUAUUAACCACGGAUCAGGAAGUCUGACUCUGCAGCUCCCUCCCAAAUCCACCGUCACCGACCGACGCUGGCACCGCCUCGACAUCAUCAGUGAUGGAAAGGUGGUGCAGCUGAUCCUGGACCAGUGUGGGGGGGCGGUGGUGAACGAGUUGGAGGGUGUCGGGGGGGAGGAUCAGGAGACGGACGAGUCGGGCUGCAGAGCUGUGGGAGAAACGCCCGGAAACCAGAAGUACCUCAAUGUCUUUCAGCCUCUUCAGUUGGGAGGAAUGAAGGAAUCGUCUCCUCAUCGUCGUUACAGCAGCUUCACCGGCUGCAUCCGCAACCUGGUGGUGGACAGUCAGGUGUACGACCUGGCGUCUCCAGGCGAGAGCGUGGACAGCUCCCCGGGGUGCCGGCUGACGGACGGGGUGUGCGUGACGGCGGGCGGUCCCUCCUGUGGCGUGCAGGCCUCCUGCCUCGCCGACUGGGGCUCCUUCAGCUGCGAGUGUCACGCAGGAUACACGGGACACAAGUGUGACAGAGCCGCCCCGGAGUUCUCCUUCGACGCGGGCAGCGCCGUGAGGUAUCAGCUCAGAGGAGGCGGCAGCUCCCGCCGCACGCACGUCCAGCUGCUGCUCCGAACCCGAGCGCCCUCCGGCACCCUGCUCUCCGUGAUGUCCCGGGAGGCCAACGAGUACAUCGUCCUGGAGAUCGCAGAGGGUCACCUCUCCGUCCGGUCCAACCUCGGCGACGGCGCCCACGCCCUGAGGCUCCCCGGCCUGCGGGUGGACAUCGGACAGUGGGUGCAGGUCAGCCUCAGUCGCCAUGACAACCUGUACACCCUGCGGUUGGAGCAGGGCGGGGGCUCGCGGGAGGUCCGGGCCCGGCUGGGGAGCCGCAGAGAGCUCGUGGUCCACCCGGCCAGCGUGAUGGUCGGUAACGUGCCGAACGCCGGAGACACGGCCGACUUCCAGGGCUGCUUGAGGGACGUUCGGUUCAACGCUCAGCUCCUCCCUCUGGACGGGCAGAGUCGAGACUUGGUGACGGUGCUGGAGAGGCGGGGCGUCACCUCGGGGUGCUCCAGUGACGCCUGCAGCAGCCAACCGUGUCGCAGCCCACUGCGCUGCAUCGACCUGUGGAGGAAACACCAGUGCAGGUGUCCAGGCAGUCAGGUGACGGUGACAGAGGACUCUGGCGAGCAGCGGUGUGUGCCGUCUCCCUGCGGAGCGUCCUCGUGUCGUAACGGCGGCGUCUGCCAGGCGCUGUCCCCCGACAGUUACCGCUGCCGCUGUCAGGACGGGUUCAGGGGUCAGCGCUGCGAGCUGGGGCAGCUCAAAGGUCACCGGCUGGCCGCUCUCAGCCCGAGCUCCAUCCUCGCCAUCAGCAUGUGUCUGCUCGUCUUCUUCGCGGUGCUGGUGGCGGUGACGGUGUGGAACCAGAAAGGCAGCCGCAACAAGUUCAGGAAGCGAGGAGUUUAUCACAUCCCUGCUGAACACGAGAGCUGGGAGGACAUCCGAGAAAACAUCCUCAACUACAACGAGGAGGGAGGGGGGGAGCAGGACCAGAACGGAUAUGACAUCACGGAGCUGAAGCGCCCGCUCUGCUCCAGUCUGUCUCAGUCGUCGUCCUGCACCACCGCCCCGCUCAUCAAGUCGUCCCCCGGCUCCCAGGAGGAGGUCCACCCGUCCGGCUCCUCCUGCAGCUCGGGCGCUCCCUACCUCAGCAUCCCCCAUCACCACCACCACCAUCAGCACGCCACGGGCAGCUACGCCGACUCGCCCUACGCUAACUUCACCGCUCCCGUGAGCCGGGACGCCGACCAGAGCGACGUGGGAGGUUACGUGGACGUGUCGUCGGCGUCGCGCUCUCACGUGGACUUUAAGAGCUACGUGGCGAGGAUCAUCUGGGAGGCGGACAACGACAGCGAGGCGUUCCCGACCGACGCCUAUCACGUGUGGUGCGUGGAGGGGUCGGGGUCGUCCGCGGGAAGCCUCAGCUCGCUGGGGUCGGCGGCGUCACGUAGGAACAUUAGCUCCGCCCCCUGUGUGGAGGAGGAGGAGGAAGAUGAAGGAGGGUUUGCUAACGACCGGCUGUCCCGCUGGGGACCGAAGUUUGAGGCGCUGAGCGAGAUGUACGACCGGCCGCAGCUCGCCCUCACCUACAGAGACGCUGUGGACUACAUGCAGCGCAGCCACAGCCAAGACCUGCUGCCACAUCACCACUAGAGGGCGCCACACAGAUAAACAAACAGAUUAAAGCAGACGGAGGGGGAGGCAGCGCUGCGUUCACGUCCAUCAGACACAAAAUAAAAAACAGGAGGAGAGUCCGAUCUUCUGAAGAAGAGAGUGAAAAUCUUUAAAUGAAGGAAUAUUUCUUUAUAUUUACAGAUUUCUAGAGAAAAAAAAAUCUCUUUGCAUGAAAUGUAACUCUUACUGAAUAACAGAUUUAUUACCAAAUACUUUUCCAUCAUCAUCCCUGAAUGAAUCAGGAAUCUGUAGAAACCAAAACCAUGAAAAUCCUGCAAACAAGGACUUAAAAAAGAUCUAAAACAAAGAUGUCCUCCUGUCCCUCCUGCAGGAGAGGAAACAUGAACCUGACCUAAAGUGAACGCAGAAGCUCCGCCCCCUCCUCUUUUCAGGUCUGAGGUCUGAUUGGUGGUUCAGAAGCAGAGAGAGAGAGAGGCUGUGUGGAUGUGGAAACAUGAGUAUUUAUUGGACUCCUCUGUCGGCCUCUCACUCUUCUCUAUUUCUUUCUUUGUUUUUUGCAUUUUGUGGUCGCUGCACUCAGUCUUUGAAAAUGUGAAUUUCUAGUUGUUUUUGUUUUUUUUAGGACUCUGAGUAAAAGCAAUGUCAGACAUCAGGCGGCUCAUUGGAGGAUUUCUUUUCGGGUUCAUUUGUGAACAAACGGCCUCGACGUGAGAGACCUCGGCGUUCUGCUCGGAGGUGUUUUAAAGGCUUUAUUUGUGAUUGUUCACACUUAAAUAUAAAUCAAGUAUCUCCUCUGAAAAUA